AUGCUCACAUUAUCAUCGACAACGGGACAGCAGAAUAAUUCGAUGAGUGUUCAAGAAAAACAAUCGAAAAGAUUCAAUCGAGAGUUUAAAUAUCCUUCACAGAUACCGAAAUUAGUUCAAACACAAUUCGCACAAUUUCUCAAUAAUCUUUUAGAAUAUUCCAGUGAGUUGGCUUAUUUUGCAAUCAAUGCAUUUCAAACAUCAUCAUUGCGACGCGUGCAAGUGAAUACAAUGCAACGUUUUUCUGGUUUUUGUCUACCUCGAACAUGUGUGUUUUAUUACAAUCUUGACACAGAAUUUGAUAAUUUCGUUCAAAACAUGCGCACGCUUUGUGCACUAGCCAAACGAACAUUUUUGGAUAUACGAGUCACAAGAAUUCACGCUUCCGACAGUAAAAUGAUGAGUUUACCAAUCAUCCGUCGGUCUAUAGAGAUCUUCAAAUGUAAUAUUAAUCGGUUACGUGAUUUGAAGCGACUCCAUGAGAACAUUGACCAUGAUCUUCUGUUGCCCAAUGAUCAACUGUAUCUUGCUCUUGAUUUGCUUCUAACCGAUUUCGAAUUGUUAAACUGUGAACUAGAUGCUGAAGUCAAAUUCGCUGAUGCAAUGAUUUUGCAAACUAUUAUUAAAGGUACGAGUGAUUUUCUCGAUGGAAAACUGCCAGAAAAAUUAAGUUCUCUAAAACAGUAUUAG
Molecule: messenger RNA, 690 nt
Organism: Adineta ricciae
Lineage: Eukaryota; Metazoa; Rotifera; Eurotatoria; Adinetida; Adinetidae
Source: the annotation of a GenBank genome assembly